CCACACUGGCGCGGCGCAGCUACGCGCGCGUUGCAUGGGAGCACGUGACCCGGCUCCAGUGCAGUCGGCGGUGCGCAUGCGCGGUGCCGUUUUCGCUUAGAGGUGGCAGCAGGUGGGGACCGCGGUGCGGGGAGGCGGCUUCCUCCGCCCCCCACGUGCGGAGGGAUCCCCGUGGAGGGCGCUGCGGCUCGCAGGUAGCUGUUGUUUACUACUCAAGAGUAACGCUACUGUAAAUUCUGCAGAACUACUACAAAUGAUAGAAUGAAAGAAUGAAAGUUUCAAGGAUUUCCACUGCAAACUGCUUUUUAUGAAACACUGCUUAAAAAGGGUCAAGAUGGAUAGCACAGAUGAACCUCAGAAAAAGGUCUUUAAAGCACGGAAAACGAUGCGAGUAAGUGACAGACAACAACUUGAAGCUGUCUAUAAGGUUAAAGAGGAGCUAUUGAAGACAACUGAAGUUAAGCUGUUAAAUGGAAAGCAUGAGAAUGGAGAUUCUGACUUAAAUUCCCCUUUAAGCAAUACCGAAGGUACAGAGGACAAGAGGGAAGUUAAUGGCAUAGUGAACUUGUGUGCUAACUCUGAAGAGGGAAGAUCAGUUUCUGAUGAGACUAGUGAAGCCAAAAGCCCUGAAAGUAGGUUAGGGAACAUAGUCAAUGACAUGGAACCCAAGCCUCCAACGUUGUCUCCAGAGAAUGUUAAUACUGAGCAAGAUAAAGAUAGUGAUACUGCUUUAGCUAGUGAGGCUGAAAAUAGAGUGCUUGGUAGCAAUAAAGAUAACUUCCAUGAAGAAAAUAAUGCAAAAGAUCAUUUGGACCAAAGAGAGAGUGACAUCCCAUCAGAAGGUGAAAGUAAAUCAGCUUGUGAUAUUAGUGACUCUUCAGAAGAGAAAGGAGAGAAAAAGGACUUAAAUAUUUUUUCCAAUUCAUCUGGUGAGGAAAAGAAGACCGAAGAAGCAACUGUUGAAGAUGCUGUUGGAGAGGAAACUAUCUCUAGCAGUAUGGAAGCUGACCAGGAACCAAAGGAUGAACAAGAUGUCACUGCAGGUAUUUCAGAAAGCACUGGUCAGAAAGUAAAAGAUGAUGCAAGUGAAAGUAUCUUGAACAGUGCUGAGUCUAUGGAAACAGAUGAAAUAAUUCCAAUUUUGGAAAAACUAGCCCCUGCUGAAGAUGAACUGAACUGUUUUUCUAAAAGUCCUCUCGUUCCAGUGGAUGAUACAGUCCCAGAUUUAGAAGAGAAAAUAGACAGCUGUUUGGGUUCACCAUCCAAGCAGGAAAGCAAUGAAAGUCUGCCAAAAGAGGCAUUCUUAGUACUGUCUGAUGAAGAAGAUCCCUGUAAUGACAAGGAGGAACAUUCCGAAGUGAUACUACCAAACAAGUCAAGUCUUCCAGAAGAAGUGGAGGAGAAGGGAAAAAAGGAGUGUGAAGAGGAUAAAGAAGGAAAAGAGGCCCACAAAGAAGAGGAGGAACACACAGAGAAAAGUGAAGUAUCAAGGAGAAAACGUUCCAAAUCUGAGGACAUGGACAGUGUUCAUUCUAAACGUCGCCGGUACAUGGGAGAAGAUUAUGAAGAAGAACUCGAAGUAAAAAUUACAGCAAGAAAGGAUGUUGACCAAAAAUUAGAAAAGAUUAUCCAGAGACUGUUAGAGGAAAAACUUACUGCUUUACAGUGUGCUGUGUUUGACAAGACCCUGGCAGACUUGAAAACCCGAAUAGAGAAAGUAGAAUGUAACAAAAGGCACAAAACUGUGCUUACUGAACUACAGGCUAAAAUUGCCAAAUUGACAAGGCGAUUUGGAGCAGCCAGGGACGACUUGAAGAAGAGACAGCAAAGUUCACCAAAUACACCUCAGUCUCCAGCAAAAGCAGCAGGUGACACUGCAAAUGCAAACAGUGCGACAUAUCGAAAUGCUGGCACAGUGAGGCAGAUGUUGGAGUCAAAGAGGAAUGUAGCAGAAACUACAUCAGCAACUUUUCAAGCACCCGUGACUUCAGUGACAGCUUCCAGUCUUGCUGCUCCUACAACAGUUGUCAGUGGACAUCCUAAGCCUCAGGCUCCAGUGACCUCCACCAGCUCUUUGACAACAACAGUUCUACCCACAGCUAACACAGCUACAGUUGUAGGUGCUAACCCAGUGCCCAGUGGCAGCACUCAGUCAGUGUCUGUCUCUUUGCAGUCUUUGCCUGUAAUCUUUCAUUUACCCGUUGCAGUGUCAUCCCAACCCCAACUCCUGCAAGGCCACACAGGGACUUUGGUCACUAAUCAACAGUCUGGCAAUGUUGAAUUUAUACCUGUACAAAGCUCAUCUACAGUUGGUGGCCUUACCAAAACGACAGUGUCUUUGACAUCAACUAACCCAAUGAAACCAAAUAACAGCCCAUCUGUUCCCAGUACUAAUAUUCAAAAGAACUCUCCAGGCAGUGCUGUGUCAAUAGGCACCACGUUGGCAGUACAGGCUGUUUCUACUGCACAUGCUGUUGCCCAGGCCACAAGGACUACUUUGCCCACAGUGGGUACUUCAGGACUUUAUAACGCUACCAGCAGUCGAGCCCCCUUACAGAUGAAGAUUCCCCUCCCUGCGUUUAGUAAUACAGCACCUAUUGAACCACCCACCAUUACAGCGCCUAGAGUUGAAACCCAGACAAGCAGGCCACCAACAGAUACUUCGUCAAACAAGCGAAUUGCUGAGGGAACAAUGCAGCAGUUGAAACAGGAAGAGACUUCAUCAGAAAAUAAAGAAGCGGUACAAGCAGCACAGACGAAUUUUAUCAUCCCCAGGAAUGUCCUCUUUGUCUUGGAGGAAGAGGAAGAGGAUGCUAAGAGCAUCAAAAACACCCACAAGCAGACUGGCUGGGCAACUAACGUAUUAAAACAAUGGCUGGCCAAAAAUGGCAAGGAUCCUAGCUUUGAAUUGGUCCCAGUAAGUGAACUCAAUGAUAUCUUAAAAGAGUUUUAUUGCACAAUAAGGAAUCACGAUGGAAAUACCUACAGUGUGGCAAGCUACAAGUCAAUACGUGCUGGCUUAAACCGGCAUCUCAAAAUGCCACCUUAUAAUCGUCAGAUUUCCUUAAUGAAGGACAAAGAGUUUGCUAGUGCAAACAUGGUAUUUUUGAGCAUGAUGAAGAUGCUGCACAUGCAGGGUAAGGAUGAGACUCACCACCAUCCUCCUAUAGCUGCUGAGGACUUGCGUAAGAUUAAACAAUCUGGUGUGCUGGGAUUGCACAGUCCACUGGCACUCAUCAACAAGGUGUGGUUUGAUUUGCAGUUGCAUUUUGCCAAACGAGGGAGUGAAAUUUUAAGAGAUCUGGCUCCAGAUGCUUUUGUUAUUGAGAAGGACAAGAACGGUCGUCGAUAUGCUGUGUUUAGAUAUCGUGGCAAAGGAAAAAGUGGAGAAGAUCCUCGUAAAACGCGUAAAAUGUACGAUAUGCCAGGGGACCCAAACUGCCCUGUUUAUUCUUUGGAGCUUUAUUUGUCUAAAUUACCUCCAGAGCCCCCUGCCUUUUACCUGCAUCCUUUAAAGCUAACAGCAGAGCAAAUGCAAGAACAGCCUGUCUGGUACAAAAGAGAACCAAUGGGUGUGAACUACUUGGGUACCAUGAUGCCUAGGAUAAGUGUGGCAGCCAGGCUCUCUCAAAGAUACACCAAUCAUUCGCUCCGAGCCACCACCACCCAACUACUGUGUGAAGCAGGACUGGGGCCUAGAGAAGUAAUGGCGGUGACAGGCCAUCACUCCAGGUCUGCUAUUAGACAGUACAGAGGAGCAGCAGCAGGUCGCUACAAGGCCUGGUCAGAAGUAAAGGGGAGUAACACCUCCAGUUACCUACGUAGCAGGAUCCCAAAUGAAAUGAUAAAACAAUCACCAUCUGGUGCCUCCACCUCUUCCAUAAACCAUGUUGUUCUAGAACAGAGCAAAAUUAUAAACCCUAAGAAGUGUGUGGUACCACUUAACACUAAUUAUGUGACUUUAGUUGCUGGGGGACAACCAGCUCGGAAUUCCAAAAAAUAAGUCCUGUUGAAUCACAAUUCUUCUAAGGUGUUUCUCCCCAGGAACGUGGCGAUUGGGAAUCUCACUGCCAGCCCCCUUUGAGACGGUUUCAAUCAACCUGUCUUUAUAAAGCCAAUGACUUGAUGCUUCCGUAGCAGAACAGAUUUCUAAUGAAUUGCUAAAACAGAAAAAAUAUCAGAUUUGGCUUUUCAUUUGAUAUACUAAGGAAAUUUCUUAUGGUCAAGUUCAGCAAGAAGUAUCCUGUUUGCACUCCUGAAGUGAGCUAUGAAGCAGAAGCUUAAACAGAGCAGGGCUUGAGUUUGUAUGACUUUCUUUGGCAGCUGGGACUCUAAAGUGGCUGAGCAGAGCUAUUUAAAAAAAAAAAAAAAAUGAAAGGGAGAGAGUGAUUUCCACUUAGCUGAAGAGCCAGUGCAUUCUUCACUAAGUGUAUGGCUUUUAUAUUUUGUGAAGAGUAUAUUUAUUAUACCAUUUCGUGCCUGCUGGCACUAAUGUAGCAUCUUACAAAUCAAAUACUUGAUUACUGAAGAGCAUGGAGAAAGUAGAAGUUGAGUCAAAUAGACAGAGAAACACACUACAAAUGUAUACAUAUGCAUGAAAACACCUGGAAUUGCUUGAGCACUGUCACCUUCUCUGUUCAAACUGGUAUCAGAUCUAUCAGAGGACUGUGCUUUUUUUUUCUUCUAAAUUGCUUUUCAGUGAGCUACAGAUUUGUAUUGCAGGUCUUUCCUUUUCCUAUUUAAUAUUUCUGGCUAAGAUUUAAGUCACUCUGUUCUCCAAAGGCAUUAUUUGAUACAAAUGAUAGUAAAAUUGGGAUCUCUUCAAUUGUGCAUGAAAUGGGGAAAACCUUCUCAAAAGAGUUGAGAGCAAGUUUGUUGCUCAAAUGAAAAGUAAUUAGAGUUGAAAUGUUGUCUCUGUAUGUGCUUAUCUUGUGAGAGAUUUUUUUGUAUUUGUUCUCAUCUGCCUUUUCCAUUAUAUUUCACGCUGUUUUUGCAGUUAUAGUCUUUGCCAGUAUAAUAUAAUUCACAAGAAUCACAUCCUGUUCUUUGUCACCAAACUUUAUCCAAAUACUGUUUUCAGUUUUAACUCGUUUACUAUAGUGAACAUAGGAGAUUUUUAGAGAUUAAAAUUCUCAGGAUAGUGGAUGCAGAUUUUGUCAGAUAAAUUGUCGUUUUAAAGGCUCUUUGAUGAAAAGAAAACAAAUUAGGAGCUCUUAUCAUAAUUCAUUUUUAAUGAACCACGCUUUGAGUCUAAUUCAGGUUUUGUCUCUGCUGUUCUGUGCCAUACUUUUCAUGAGAGUUUCUGACAGAGGGAUCUUCCUGUAAAUAGAAAUAAAAAACUGGUCACCAGGUCACAAAUUGUAGUAGGUCCACUUUGGAAGAAAAAACAGUGUAGCAUUCAGAACUAUUUUCCAUUAUCUGAAUGGAAUAAGAAUGUAUUCAUCUUUUUGAAAUGCAUGUGUAUAUGCAUGCACACUCACAUGCACACACACAUGGUUUAUCACACUAUGGACUUCACUGCAAGUGUUUAUGUUGCUCAACAGUGGACAAACUAGAGAAAAAUCUCAUCUGAAAUAAUAAAUUUACCAUGAUAAAUCUUAAUUUCAUGGAGAACUUCUUUGCUGGGAAAGGCUUUCAAAGAUGAAUGAGAUUUACCACUUCAUUAUAGUGUGAACAGAGGAUGUGAUGCCUGAACUUUAGAGUUUUUAUCUUGGCUGAUAACAUUUACCUUUGUGGCCUUGUGUGGGUUAUUCACACUCACUGCAUCAAUUUUCCAAAGUGUAAAAUCAGCACAGUGUUCCAUCUUCUAGUGGAUCAUAUUAAAGAUUAAAAGGUUUUGAAAGUCCUAUAUUCAUCCCACAUAUUGUGUUUAACAUCACUUUUGUUUUCUGUUGUUACAAUGACUGAGCUAGUUGAUCAGUUGUCAUUGUUAAUAUAAAAAUUACUUCUGCACAAUCCUGCACUUCCAUAGUUGCAGCAUUAAUUUGACAUCAGUGGAAGGAAAUCUUGGUCCCAGGAUUAGAAUUUCAUCAAGCCUAGUGUAUAUCAAAUAGAAAUGGUAUAGAAAGUAAUUCUUUCUAAUGACUAUAAAGGAAAAGAAAAAACAAAGAUCAAACAAUUCUCAAAAUGCAGGAGAACUGCAGUAAAUUCUUGUAGGAUAUUUAGAGUAGCAUACUUUUCCAAAUUUUAGGAAUUUCUAGAGUUCAUAAUUCAGCCAGACUGGCAAAUUUAAUUUCUUGUUUGAAGAGACUUACUCUAGGCUUUCCAUGAGAUGGGUAUGGUUUUGGGUUUUUGUAAAUUAAUAGUUCAUCUUCGUGUUGGGUAGUUGCUUAUUCUGGUGUUGAACUUUUCUCCUACAGAAACAGGGAAAAGUGUAUUGCCAGGAGAUAAUUCUUUUUUUGUUCCUUCUUGCUACAUACUGUGGUCAUACUGACCACAUGCCCUGCUCUGGUCUUAACUGCAUUAGGUAACUGACUGCAGCAGCAUACUGCCAAUUGUUUCAUUCCUUAGCAUAAGUGUUAGUGGUUUAAAUUCGGAAAAGGAUCUCUCAGUCAAUCUGGGCAAGUCUCCAAUUCUUCUUAAUUUAGCAUUUUGCUUCUGAGUUGUUGGCUAAUAAUUGGGUAUUUUUGUCUUACCGUUUUUUGAAAUUCUAAUUUUAUUGGCACCAACUACACAAUGUCCUCUUACUACCUUCAGUUUGAACCUGAUACUUCAAAGCUACUGACUGCAAUAUUACUAGCUUUUUAUUUUUGUAUGAGAGAAAUUUUGGGGGAAAAUGAGGGAAAGCAUUCCUGGUUUGGGCUGGAAGUAGUAUUGCUUCACGAGAGCUGGAGUCGGUGUUCACUAAGCUUUCCACUAAUAUUUAAGUUCAUUCUAAUUAAUGGGACACAUUUCUAACCUUCCAGAACUGAAAAAUCUUUCUCCUGUUCCCUCUCCCACCCAAAGUGUAAAAUGAAUCUUUCUUUCAUGUGCUUCCUGAAGCAGGCAAACAGAAUGGAUGUUUUGCUGCUUUUGUGCAGUCAGCUUUGGCUAUGUGGACAGUAAUAUGGGCAGCAAGGGGGGGUCUUCGCCCCACCCCCCCCCGCCCUUUUUUUUUUUACUGUGAGAUAAAAGUUUCAAGUUGAUCCUGUUCAUUGCAGGACAGAUUAUGUUCUGUGAAUACCAUGAAGUCUAUCAAAAUGGACAUCAAUUAGACUCCUCAGUGGCAGUAUCAGCAGAGAACCUCAAAAGCAGGUUAACUGGGGUUUUUUUUCCCAUUUCUGUUACAUUUCCAUUUUAGGUGAAGCAUUUUGUUGAACCACCAGGUUAUGUACAGCUUGUUUGUCUAAACUUAAAUUUAGACUUUAGCUGUAAACUUAAUACAGAGUUGGUAAUUGCAAUUUAAAAUAUAUUUUAAAGAUCUGAAAAUAACAAAAAUACUCGGAAAGAAAUUUUUCCUCUAGCACUCUUGAAUUUUUCUAGUUAGCUAUUUUCCUAAAUUAAGAAUAUGUAACUAAAUUUAUUCAAGAAAAUUAAUGUUUUAAAUAAUGGCUGCUGUAUCAUUGGUGAAAUUCCAUUUCUCUUGAUGCAAAUUACUUUGGAAACAGUAGGGAAUGAUUGAAACUUUAUGUAAUACAUUAGUAUAUUUGCAUCCCAUUUUCAUAAUGAAGCUUCAGUAUUGGUACUGUGAAUCUAGAACUUGUGUUUUCUUACUAAGUAUGGAAAUCUCUGCUGUUACUUCAAGGAGUACCUCAAUUACUUUUUACUUUCCUGAAGUAUCUUACAAUAUGUUAAGUUUUUUAUUCUUUUAUUGCUAUUUAAGUAAUUUAUCUUCGCUGUAAAGUACUGUGAUCUAAGAUGUGGGAGAUCUAGAUGGUAAAUGUUCUUCAAUACAGGAACCUUUCCUGUUCUCCCUGAAGAGCUCUUUUGUGCACAGUGUCAAAUACCUGAAAGCAUUGGAGGGAUGCUUUGAAAUUGAAUGUGUUCUUGGCUAUGUUGUGGGGUUUUUUUAAUGCUGGUACAUCUCUUUGUUAUCCUGAACUAUACAGCUUCUCAUUAGUUACAUACUGUUAAGGUCAUUAUAGUUUUCAGUAAACAGCUUUGAUGUGUGAUUGCUGCACCUUUUUCAGCCUUCCUCUCCUUACUCCAAAAAAGAGUGGCUACAGGGAUGUGGGAGUGGAUGUCUUACUAUGUUUGUGUUAGUCUCUCAACUUCUAACUUUUUCCUGCAUACACAGAAAUUAAAGGUUGUUAUUCAGUCCCAAUUAUUUUACCAAUGGCUGUUGCAGUGCCUCAGGUCCUAGAAUUGCAUUUCUGAAGACACGAUACUUUUAAUGUCUUGGGGUAAAUCUUAGUGUUACAAGGGAAAAGGCUUUUUUUAAAAAUUAUAUAACACAUCUUUAGAAUGGUUUUAAAGUAUUUUAUUAUGAAUCCCAGUUAUAGAUACAGGUUUAUAAUAUAUAAAUAGAGCUAUGGUAUACUGAGAGAAUCUAUGAAAGCAGCUUUUAAUAUGUUGUGACAUAAAAUAACAGUGAACAAAUUUAAAUGGGGAUGGAAGUGUUAAAAAUGGCUGGCAUAAAGUCAAUCUGUUCAAGAAUUAUUGUUACAUUUAUUAAAAUACUAUGUCAGGUGGAUAUUUUUUUCUUCCCUGUUCCCCACUCCAGGUGCACCUUACCCUCUUACAAAGUAAAUCUUUUUACAGUCUAAAUUUGAUGUGCAUUUCAUCUUUUCAGAUAAUGUUAAUGUGGUAUUGUUGUUUUUUGUUGUGGGGUUUUUUUUCAAAAAAUAAAUCCACCAGUGUCCUAUCCAUUUCCCAUUGUUUCUGACAUGCUUUGAUUUCUUUGGUUGAACUACAGCUUAAUUCAAGCUAUUUUGCUGACUACUGGAAACUUACCUGGUAAAAUGUUAUUAAAAUAUAUUCAUAACUCCUGUCUAUUUACUUUGCAAUGUGUAACAAACUGUGAGUGUCUAUUGGGAAACAAUGUGAACAAAGUGGAUAUGUCAGCUUAUGAUUUAUAAGCAGCUGUUCUAUAUUGUUGAAUUAUUAUUGAUGAAUAUGUCUCCUUGCAUUUCAUGGUUUUGUCACUGAAAAUAAACAUACUUAAUUAUAUAUGUAAAAUGGGCUACUUGAUUUUUGUCUCUGAGACUGGGGUUAUGUUUGUACUGUUUAAAAUGCAACUAGCUCUCAUCUGUGAGGUGGAACCUUUACCUGAGACUAAUUAGAAGUAUAAAUUAUAAAGGUGUUAGCAGGAGGAUUUAAAAAAAAAAAAAAAGAGUAAUUCCCAACAAGAUGUCACAUAGCUGAGUUAGGUGGAUGUUCUAAGGAUCAGAAUUCAAGUGAAUUCAUUACUGUGUGACUUUUAAAGUGCUUUGAGACAGUAUCUCUUCUACCUAAACCAUGUCCAGUUACUGAGAGAGCUUUCAAUGAGUAAAUAUACUUGUGUUUUCUACAUUCAAAUUUGUCAUUUGGAGCCAAAAAAUUUAGAUAAAUA
This is a messenger RNA of Colius striatus (speckled mousebird), 9469 nucleotides long. It is a transcript of the gene ATF7IP, whose product is annotated as activating transcription factor 7 interacting protein. The coding region runs from base 308 to 4003 and encodes 1231 amino acids. Lineage: Eukaryota; Metazoa; Chordata; Aves; Coliiformes; Coliidae. The record is from RefSeq and is a predicted model, not a curated record. Gene Ontology annotation, cellular component: transcription regulator complex; nucleus. The transcript is spliced from 13 exons. Gene Ontology annotation, biological process: regulation of DNA-templated transcription; DNA recombination; DNA integration. Gene Ontology annotation, molecular function: protein binding; transcription coregulator activity; DNA binding.